Acaulospora colombiana is the source of this 138-nucleotide messenger RNA. NCBI's taxonomy places the organism in Eukaryota, Fungi, Glomeromycota, Glomeromycetes, Diversisporales, Acaulosporaceae. The record is from the annotation of a GenBank genome assembly.
GUUGCAUUUGCAGAUGAUGGAGGAAAAUAUAAUCCAUUUAAUGAUUUCUACUCUCUCUUACUUACCGCACUUGUGCCAUUGGUCUCUGUGGUGCUUGAGAAGAAAACUGGCGAAGAGGAUUCUAAAAUGCAUUGGAAA